Archocentrus centrarchus (flier cichlid) is the source of this 2129-nucleotide messenger RNA. It is a transcript of the gene prrx1b, whose product is annotated as paired related homeobox 1b. NCBI's taxonomy places the organism in Eukaryota, Metazoa, Chordata, Actinopteri, Cichliformes, Cichlidae. The transcript has 4 exons. The record is from RefSeq and is a predicted model, not a curated record. Gene Ontology annotation, cellular component: nucleus. Gene Ontology annotation, molecular function: DNA-binding transcription factor activity, RNA polymerase II-specific; RNA polymerase II cis-regulatory region sequence-specific DNA binding. Gene Ontology annotation, biological process: regulation of transcription by RNA polymerase II. Bases 674 to 1411 code for a protein of 245 amino acids.
CGCAAUUACGGGCUUCAUAUUAAGAGUGCGUUUGAGAGUCUGUCCACCUUCACAGGGAAACAAGGCUCUCUUUGGGUGUGUGUGUGUGUGUAUGUGUGUGUGUGAGAGAGAGAGAGAGAGAGAGAGAGAGAGAGAGAGAGAGAGACUAUAGUGUCUAGCCUGAAGGUGAGGCGGUAACGUCCUGCCUCCGUGCCUCUAGUUGCAGCCGAGCCAGCUUUGCGCGCAUGCAGAACUUUACGCAUCUGGUCGUCAUCAGCAGCAGCGGCCACUCUUCCUGCGCAUAUGUGGCUCAAACAGAGUGGGAAGAGAACGUCUUCUUCUUGUUACAUGACCUCUUAGGGGGGGAAAAAGCUGUGUAAAAGUGGCUUUACCGCAGCAGGACGAACACAGGCUGAUCAUUCUCUUUUCUGACAUGCACUGCUGGAUGGAUUGGCUGUAAAGAGGUUUGGUGGGGGGAAAGAAGGCGAGGAGAAAACGAGCAAGAUCCUUUGAGAACUCCGUCGCUGAUCUGGAUGUGAACAGAUCCACCCUCUGCUCGGAAGUCCCGAGUUUCUAUCUGGCUGUUUUUCUAGAGGCGCUGCUUGUGCUUUUUGCAUGCACGGAUCUAUUUGGCUCACUUGUGCUUCUCGUUCUUUUUAUCGCUCUGUUUUUUCCGCUGGUCCCCAUUUGCGUCAUGACUUCUAGCUAUGCACAUGUAAUGGACAGGCAAGCUACGAUACCAAACCGCCUGGAGAGCCCGAUCACGUCUAACCUAGACAACCUGCAAGCCAAAAAGAACUUCUCGGUCAGCCAUCUGUUAGACCUGGAAGAGGCCGGGGAAAUGGUCGGUAGCCAGGCAGACGAGAGCGUCGGGGAGACGGGGAGGAAUAUGCUGGAGUCCCCCGGGCUGACUAGCGGGAGCGACACGACCCAGCAGGAAAAUGAACAGAUGAACACAGAGGAAAAGAAGAAGAGGAAACAGCGCAGGAACAGGACCACUUUCAACAGCAGCCAGCUCCAAGCUCUGGAGAGAGUGUUUGAGAGGACACACUACCCCGAUGCUUUCGUAAGAGAAGACCUGGCUCGCCGGGUCAACCUCACCGAGGCCAGAGUGCAGGUGUGGUUUCAGAACAGGAGAGCUAAAUUCCGCAGGAACGAGAGAGCUAUGCUGGCCAGCAAAAAUGCCUCACUCCUCAAAUCUUACUCAGGAGAUGUGACAGCAGUGGAGCAGCCAAUUGUGCCUCGCCCUGCACCCCGCCCCAAUGACUACCUGUCUUGGGGCAGCGCUGCCCCCUACAGUGCCAUGGCUACCUACCCACCCACCUGCUCCAACACCAAUACAUCCCAGGGCAUGAACAUGGCCAACAGCAUUGCCAACCUGAGGCUCAAAGCCAAGGAGUACAGCUUGAACCAGGUGCCCACGGUCAACUGAAAGAAUGAGACGCAAGGAGCUCCCAGAGGAUGAGAAAGAACCCUCUCUUCUGCAAGAGAAGGACACCAUCUCUGGGAUGAACAUCAUUCCACAUACCCUGGAUCAUGAAGUCUUUUCUCCUUUCUGGAGCAGCCGUGAUGGCGUACUACUAUCAAUGUACCAAUGUGCAAAUGUGCAAAAUGUUGAACACAGAGUGAUGGCAGGAUUUUUCCCAAGCCAACUUUUCUUUUUCUCCACAGCAUCACUGAAUUCUUGUUCAUACAAAAAGACAUCUAGACUGGAUGCUGUAGCCAAAUAUCUGCACAGUUUUGCAUUUGUGAUUGUGACUUAAACGGAGUGUUAGUUCCAGUCAGAGAACUUGCUUUUUUAUGGAGACUCAAAUGGACAACAUGGAAUCCUAUUUUUUCUGUAGUGUUGGAUAAAAUUACACACCAUAACUGGGAUCAACUCUUUUCUUUCUUUUAUGUCUUCGACAAAAUGACAAUGACUUCCUCUGACAUUUAUACAUUUUUAAAAAUUUUUUCACGUUUCUUUCCAUUUUAUACCACUGACAAGCAAAAUUUUUCAACGCAUUUUGAAUUUCAUGUAAUAGUCCAAUAUAAAGGAGAGGAUGAUGUAUUUCUGAAUCCAAACCCAGUAGAUAAUUUCCUAUGAUAUACUUUAUUUGUAACAGAAUAAAAACUUGUAUAUGAAUAAACAUGCGUUUCAAGCAAUAAAA